Messenger RNA from Hemicordylus capensis (graceful crag lizard), 1875 nucleotides. Its product is annotated as keratin, type II cytoskeletal 4-like. Gene Ontology annotation, molecular function: structural constituent of skin epidermis. NCBI's taxonomy places the organism in Eukaryota, Metazoa, Chordata, Lepidosauria, Squamata, Cordylidae. Bases 1 to 1875 code for a protein of 624 amino acids. Gene Ontology annotation, cellular component: keratin filament. The record is from RefSeq and is a predicted model, not a curated record. The transcript is spliced from 9 exons. Gene Ontology annotation, biological process: keratinization; intermediate filament organization.
AUGAGUCGGCAAUUCAGCUCCAGAUCAUAUACAACAGGUGGAAGGAGAGGAUACUCUGUUUCUGGCAGUGGCUUCAGAGUGAGCAACAGCUCGAGUUCCAUGGUUCCAGUUGGAGGAGUGGGAGCUUUCAGUGGCGGCUUUGGCAGCAGAAGUCUCUACAACCUUGGCGGAAGCAAGAGGCUAUCCUUUGGCCUAGUUUCUGGUGGUGGCGGAGGAGGCAGUCACUUUGGAGCAGGUUUUGGUGGAAGAGCCUUGGGUGGGGGUUUAGGGUUCAGCAGUGUUAGUGCAGGUUAUGGAGGUUAUGGUGGUGGCGUAGGCUAUGGUGGUGGGGUAGGCUAUGGUGGUGGUCCAGGCUUUGGUGGCGGUGUUGCCCAUGGCAGUCAUAUUGGAGGCUUUGGUGGUGGUGGUGGUGGAUGUGCCAUUUCAGGCCCUGGGCUCUGUCCAGCACCAGGUCGUAUCCAUAAUGUUAUUGUUAACAAGAGUCUACUGGCUCCUCUGCACACGGAGGUGGAUCCUGAGAUCCAGAGGGUGCGGGUGCAAGAGAGAGAACAGAUCAAGACCCUCAACAACAAAUUUGCCUCCUUCAUUGACAAGGUGAGAUUCCUUGAGCAACAGAACAAAGUGCUGGAGACAAAAUGGGACUUGCUCUACCAGCAGGGCUCUCCAGCCCUGAGGGACAAUCUUGAGCCCCUUUAUGAGGCUUACAUUGACAAUCUCCGAAGGCAGCUGGAAAGCCUUGUCAGUGAUAAAAACCAUUUGGACAUUGAACUGAAGAACACACAAGAGCUUGUGGACGAUUUUAAGAACAAAUAUGAGGAUGAAAUUAACAAACGCACAGCUAGUGAGAACGACUUUGUGGUCCUCAAAAAGGAUGUGGAUGGCUCCUACAUGCAUAAGGUGGAUCUGGGAUCCAAGGCAGAUUCCUUAAUGCAGCACAUUCAGUUCUUAAGAGCACUAUUUGAAGUGGAACUAGCCCAAGUACAUGAACAGGUCAAAGAGACCAAUGUCGUCCUGCAAAUGGACAACAAUAGAGAUCUGGAUCUGAACAGCAUCAUCUCUGAAGUCAAAGCUCAAUAUGAAGACAUUGCCAAUAGGAGCCGAGCUGAGGCAGAGGCUUGGUACCAAAGCAAGUUCCAGGAACUCCAAACGACAGCUUUCAAACAUGGUGAUGAAUUGAAAUCCACCAAAGAUGAAAUUGCAGAUUUAAGCAGGAAUGCCCAGAGACUUCGCUCUGAAAUUGAAAUUGUGAAGAAAGCAAUCAAUAGCUUGCAGUCUUCCAUAGCAGAAUCUGAGCAGCGUGGAGAGCUGGCCCUCAAAGAUGCUCGGACAAAACUCCUAGAUCUGCAGACUGCCCUCCAGACUGCAAAGGACAAACUGGCUUGCCUAUUGCGCGAUUACCAGGAACUGAUGAAUGUGAAGCUGUCCUUGGAUAUUGAGAUUGCCACCUACAGGACACUGCUGGAGGGAGAAGAGUGCAGGAUGUCUGGAGAGUUGCAGACCCCUGUCAACAUCUCUGUGAUUAGCAGUUCCAGCACCAUCAGUGGUGGUGGUGGAGGAGGAGGAGCAGGAGGAUACGGAGGGGGAAGCGGAAUGAGUGUUGGAGCUGGAGGUGGAAGUGGAUUCGGCAUUGGCAGUGGAAGUAGAUACAGCACUGGAGGUGGAUACAGCGUUGGAGGCGGAACCGGAGUGAGCCUUGGCGGGGGAGGUGGUGGUGGACACGGCCACAUCAGUGUCGGAGGAGGAAGAGUGAGCCGAUUUAGUAGCGGAGGCAGCCUCAGUGGUUCUGGGAGCAUCACUGGCAGUGGAUAUAACUACGGAGGCGGCAGCUCAAGUGUGAAGAUCGUAUCAUCCACAAGCAAGAGAAUAAGCAGCUAA